Staurois parvus is the source of this 2906-nucleotide messenger RNA. NCBI's taxonomy places the organism in Eukaryota, Metazoa, Chordata, Amphibia, Anura, Ranidae. The record is from the annotation of a GenBank genome assembly.
AUGGCGUCCGGCGGGGGGGUAGCAGCAGGUCGUUUCUGGCUGAUGCCGGACAUGGGGAGCAGGAGCUGGACGCCAACUCCGCCCUGAUGGAGCUGGAUAAAGGGUUGCGAUCUGGGAAGCUCGGAGAGCAGUGUGAAGCCGUUGUCCGUUUUCCAAGACUGUUUCAAAAGUAUCCGUUCCCCAUCCUCAUCAACUCUGCUUUCCUCAAACUGGCUGAUGUGUUCAGAGUUGGGAAUAAUUUUCUCCGACUGUGUGUGCUGAAAGUGACCCAGCAGAGCGAGAAGCACCUUGAGAAGAUCCUCAAUGUGGAUGAAUUUGUAAAGAGAGUCUUCUCUGUCAUACAUAGUAAUGACCCUGUAGCUCGUGCUAUUACGUUACGUAUGCUGGGUAGUCUGGCUUCCAUAAUUCCAGACCGAAAGAACGCUCAUCACAGUAUACGUCAGAGUUUGGAUUCACACGAUAAUGUGGAGGUGGAGGCUGCGAUAUUUGCUGCCGCCAAUUUUUCUGCACAAUCAAAGGAUUUUGCAGCUGGAAUCUGCAACAAAAUUGGGGAAAUGAUUCAAGGCUUGGCUACCCCAGUGGACUUAAAGCUUAAACUCAUUCCGAUACUCCAGCACAUGCACCAUGACGCCAUUUUGGCAUCCAACAGCCGGCAGCUUCUACAGCAAUUGGUGACGUCAUAUCCAUCUACAAAGAUGGUGAUUGUCACUCUGCACACCUUUACGCUGUUGGCUGCAUCUUCACUGGUUGACAUUCCAAAACAGAUUCAGCUUUUGCUGCAGUACCUGAAAAAUGAUCCCAGAAAAGCUGUGAAGAGACUUGCUAUUCAAGACCUGAAAUUCCUUGCCAACAAAACUCCCCAUACCUGGAGCAGAGACAAUGUUCAGGUCCUGUGUGAGUGUGCUCUGCAAACCCCAUAUGACAGUCUGAAGCUGGGCAUGGUCUCCGUUCUGUCUACUCUGUCUGGGAGCAUUUGCAUUAAGCAAUACUUGAACACAACACAAGGGGCCACAUCUGGUACCGCCAGGUACAUUGAUCUGAUAAAGUUGGCACAGGAGUGCAGUUACCACAGUAACCGCAGCAUUGCUGCACAUGGAGUGACCAUUCUCACCAAUAUUGUCUCAUCUUGUCAAGAUAUAGAUCAGCUGUCUCUGGAGAAGGAUGCUAUGUAUGGUCUGGAAUCUCUGCUUGUUCUGUGCAGUCAGGAUAACAGCGCAGGUGCUCAGCACACACUAAAGACUGCUUUGUCCUGUAUGGUGAAGCUAGCAAAGUGCCGGCCAUACCUGAGCCAGUCCGUUGUGGAGUCUCUUCUGACCCAGCUUCACAGUGCCCAGGACUCUGCUCGGAUCUGUCUAUGCCAUUGCCUGGCCUCUGUCGCCAUGCAGCUGCCAGUGCUGGGGGACGGCAUGCUGGGAGAUUUGGUGGAGCUCUACAAAGUAAUUGGGAGAUCAGCAACUGACAAACAACAAGAGCUUCUGGUUGCCCUUGCCACUGUUAUUUUCGUAGCAAGUCAGAAAGCUCUGUCUCCAGAUGUCAAAACUGUAAUCAAACAGCAGCUAGAGAAUGUGUCCAAUGGCUGGACUGUGUAUAGGAUUGCCAGACAAGCCUCCCGAAUGGGGAACCAUGAUAUGGCUCGGGAGCUGUAUCAGAGCCUGCUCACACAGGUCGCCUCUGAGCACUUCUAUUUCUGGUUGAACAGUCUGAAGGAAUUCUCCAUGGCUGAGCAGUGCCUGACUCAGCUGCAAGAAGAUGACAUUGGCUCCGCCCUCUCAUCCAUUGCGGACUCCUUGAAAUCCUACCAUAAAGGGAUUGCCUCCCUUACAGCUGCCAGUACACCCAUGAGCCCUCUAAGCUUCCAAUGUGACUUUGUGAAGCUACGUAUAGAUCUUCUUCAAGCUUUCUUCCAACUCAUCUGCACAUGUAACAGUCUGAAGACAAGCCCUCCUCCAGCCAUCGCCUCCACGAUCGCCAUGGCUUCUGGCAAUGAUCUGCAGCGCUGUGGGCGCAUUUCUACCCAGAUGAAGCAGUCUAUGGAAGAGUUCAAGAAUCUCGCUACUCGUUACGGUGAUCUGUAUCAGUCUUCCUUUGAUGCUGAUUGUGCAACUUUGAGAAACAUCGAGUUACAACAACAAAGUUGCCUUUUAAUAUCUCACACCAUAGAAGCUCUAAUCUUGGAUCCAGAUUCUUGCAGUUUCCAGGAAUGCAGUUUCAGUGGAUCCAUACAAGCGGACAGCGAGUAUGAACGUAGAAUGGUGUCUGUCUUUAACCAGGUUCUAGAGGAAGUUGAGCUUCUGGGAAGGAAAAACCCUCCAGUAUCUUAUCUGCACACCACCUGCCUGUGCAAUGCGGUCAUCAGUCUGCUGAAAGUUCCCCUGUCUUUUCAGAGAUAUUUCUUCCAGAAACUGCAAUCUACAAGCAUCAAACUCGCCCUGUCUCCAUCACCCCGCAACCCUACAGAGCCAAUAGCCGUGCAGAGCAACCAGCAGAUGGCACUCAAGGUAGAAGGAGUGGUACAACAUGGAUCCAAACCAGGUCUAUUCCGGAAGAUCCAGUCUGUCUGCCUCAAUGUCUCUUCUACACUGCAGAGUAAACCAAGCCAGGACUAUAAGGUGCCUCUGGAAGGUGUAAGGAGUGAGAUGGAGCAGAGAGUUGAACCUCAUAAUGAUUAUUUCAGCACACAGUUCCUGUUAAACCUCUCUGUGAUGGGGACACACCAGAUCACCGUAGAAUCCUCUGUGGUGGACUCCAAUGGCGUGCUCUGGAAAACCGGCCCCAAGACCACAAUCUUCGUCAAAUCAUUAGAAGAUCCUUACACUCAGCAGGUACGGCUACAGCAGCAGCAACAGCAACAGCAACAGGUCCAGCAGCCUGCCCAGCAACAGCGAAAUGCCUUCUCCCGAUUCUAA